This is a messenger RNA of Paramecium tetraurelia, 363 nucleotides long. RefSeq lists its product as uncharacterized. Gene Ontology annotation, biological process: protein insertion into ER membrane. The transcript is spliced from 2 exons. Gene Ontology annotation, molecular function: protein folding chaperone. The record is from RefSeq and is a predicted model, not a curated record. Gene Ontology annotation, cellular component: endoplasmic reticulum membrane. NCBI's taxonomy places the organism in Eukaryota, Ciliophora, Oligohymenophorea, Peniculida, Parameciidae.
AUUAAGUAAUUUAAUUAUGAAAUAUACUUACGAUUAAGUGAAAGGGGUGGCAUAAGAAGAAUAAGGAGGGGAUAUGCAACAAAUUUUUUCAUUUUUGUUGGCAUUUGCUGGAACUUGGAUGAAACAAAAAGUUUUUAUUUGGAUGGCAUUUUUUUUUUUGAUGUCAUCAUGUGCAACAAUGAAGACCAGAUCAGCUAACUAUAUGCAGAUUAUACUGAAUUUUGGCAUAAUUGUUAUGGGAUUCCUAUCAUUAUAUGUUUGGCAGCCAAAACAUGAGAUGUUGUUGCAACAACAAAGGGAAUAAGCAGUGCUAUAAAAUUGAUAAUGUUAAUAUUGUUAAAAAAUAAUGAAAUUUAUCAAUUA